CUCUAAAUUCCUCCUUCGCGCUAUAAAUACCCUCAAUUUUCCACUUCAUUUCAUAUCUAUUAGAUUUUUGUUUUUGUUUCGUUUUUUUUUUCUAAAUUUUAAUUUUGUUUGUUGCCAUCUCUGCCAUGUCAACGGCGGUGGAGAUGGAGCAAUUGACGUCGGGAGCAAGCAACCGGAUAAUCCCGGUCCUGAAAACCCUAAGAAUCCCUCUUAUUUUCAUUCGAUCAAUGAUAUUGUGCCUCCUCGUCACCCUAUUCCCUCGACGCCGGCACUCUCAGAGGGUGGUCGCUGCCGUUGAAAAUUCAUUUGCGGCAUCCCCUUCGGCAGCUAAAACCGCAAGGCGGAGGUCGGUAUGGAGGUCUGAAGAGGAGGACACCUUGAGAAGGAGAGCUUUGGCGGAGACUUUGGACAUGGGGUUUGAAACAGGGGACGGAGAGAUUCAGUGCCGGUGGAGCGCGUCUCUGUUCUUCCGGGUUCGAAGAAAUGCUUUGUUUUGCCGGUCUUGGUUUCCGGCUACCGAUGAAUUAAAGGGCAUUUUGAUUAUCAUACACGGGCUGAAUGAACACAGUGGAAGAUACGUUCAAUUUGCAAAGCAACUAACCUCUUGCAACUUUGGUGUAUAUGCCAUGGACUGGACAGGUCAUGGUGGAAGUGAUGGAUUGCAUGGAUAUGUUCCUUCACUUGAUGAUGUGGUUGCGGAUACUGGAGCUUUCUUGGAAAAAAUAAAAUCGGAAAACCCAGGUGUGCCUUUGUUCCUUUUUGGUCAUUCUACUGGUGGUGCUGUGGUUUUAAAGGCAGCUUCGUAUCCUUAUAUUGAAGAAAUGCUGGAGGGAAUUGUUAUGACAGCUCCAGCUUUACAUGUUAAGCCAGCACAUCCCGUUAUUGCGGUUCUUGCACCUCUUUUUUCUCUGGUUGUCCCCAAGUUCCAGUUUAAAGGUGCUAACAAGAGGGGCAUCCCAGUUUCAAGGGACCCUGCCGCAAUGUUGGCCAAGUACUCUGAUCCUUUGGUGUACACUGGUCCAAUAAGGGUCCGAACGGGGCAUGAGAUAUUGUGCAUUUCAUCGUACUUAAUGCGAAAUUUCAAGUUCGUGACAGUCCCAUUCUUUGUUCUACAUGGAACUGCAGACAAAGUCACCGAUCCUCUUGCUUCCCAGGAUUUGUACAACGAAGCAGCCUCCAAGGUCAAAGACAUAAAGCUUUACGAGGGCUUGUUGCACGACCUGCUCUUUGAACCAGAGCGUGAAGAGAUAGGACAAGAUAUAAUUAACUGGAUGGAGACGAGAUUAGAUUCCAUAGCCGAAAGAACACUGGUUCGAAAGCAAUAGAUGUUCUAGAAACAUUGAAAAGCUAUUCAUCUCCAAAGGGUUCUGGUUUACAGUGAAAUUUCUAACCAUGUAUAGGAAUCAUAACUAGUUUGUAGAAAUAUCUUCCAUUUUACAUGGUGAUCUUGUUCAUUUGAUUCUUUCAUUUUAUAUGGUAAUAAAAUUUGUUUCAAUUUUCUUGAACAUCAUUAAA
Gossypium arboreum is the source of this 1515-nucleotide messenger RNA. RefSeq lists its product as uncharacterized. The transcript has 7 exons. The record is from RefSeq and is a predicted model, not a curated record. Bases 126 to 1325 code for a protein of 399 amino acids. Lineage: Eukaryota; Viridiplantae; Streptophyta; Magnoliopsida; Malvales; Malvaceae. Gene Ontology annotation, molecular function: lipase activity. Gene Ontology annotation, cellular component: membrane.